Messenger RNA from Owenia fusiformis, 627 nucleotides. Lineage: Eukaryota; Metazoa; Annelida; Polychaeta; Sabellida; Oweniidae. The record is from the annotation of a GenBank genome assembly.
AACAAUGAUCCUCAUAUACCAAAUAGUACAAAAUAUAGUUGAACAUUGAGGACCUAGAAAAAGAAAGGAUUUAAAAAAAGGAUUCCUGUAGCCUCGUAGGAUUGGCCUGUGUUUUAGUAUUAAUAGUUACAAAAGAUCCAAGACUGAUCAGUUUGAUGAAAGUAAGUGAGCGCAGGAAAUCGAGAUUUAAAAGAUGGAUGUGCAUUUGCCGGAUAUUCAGUCACAUCCGAAUUCCCAAAAUACAAUAAGAAAAAAUGAAAGCGCUGAUGAAAAAGGUGAUUCGAGGCCAAAUUCGUCCAAGGCUAGAGCUAGAGGAGUACGUUUCGGAUUUCAAAAAUUGCCGGAGGCUUUUGAUGCGGAUCGUUCAUCCGUAACUCCAAGAGGGAGCCCUACCACCGAGAAGGAUUCAUCAGAAACACCUCAAAGAACUCCCUCGCCUAGGCUAAGACGAAUCAGUAUGUUUGAGAGAAAAACACCAAGCCCUUUGGCCCUGGCACGACCAAAACGAUCGAGUGUCUAUCUCGGGGUACUUAAUGAAGGCACUGACGUUUUUACUAAAUCCACUAGAGUGAGAAGAGUCUCGGUCUCAACAACUCCAGAACAAGGCCGUCGGAGAUCGGUUUGGCA